This is a messenger RNA of Rotaria sp. Silwood2, 993 nucleotides long. Lineage: Eukaryota; Metazoa; Rotifera; Eurotatoria; Philodinida; Philodinidae. The record is from the annotation of a GenBank genome assembly.
AUGGUUUGGGAAGAAAUUGUGGAUAAAAAACGAAAAGCCUUGUUCGCACUUAUUCCUGAGAAAUGGUAUAUUCCAAGUGGUCAGCUACCGGCCGAAUCCCAACGAUCUGUUGUUUCAUUUAUUGAACAAAGUAAUUUAUUGACCGCCGAAGAAUUGGCUAUAACCGAAUUAACUGUCAAACAACUAGCUGGAAAGAUUGCCUCAGGUGAAUACACAGCCACCCAAGUUUGCCAGGCAUAUUGUCACCGAGCAGCAAUUGCUCAUCAAUUAGUUAAUUGUCUUAUUGAAAUAUGUUUUGAUGCCGCAUUGGAACAAGCAAAAGAACUUGAUGAAUAUUUUCAACAACAUGGACAAACAGUAGGAUUACUUCAUGGUGUGCCUGUUUCGCUCAAAGAUCAAUUUCGCGUCAAAGGAUUGGAAUCUAGUAUUGGUUAUGUCGGUUGGUUGGGAACAGUGGAUGAAGAGGAAAGUAUAUUAACUGAAUGUUUACGAAAAGCAGGUGCUAUUAUUUAUGUCAAGACAAAUGUUCCACAAUCUUUGAUGAUUGGAGAAACAAUCAAUAAUAUCAUUGGACGGACACUCAAUCCUUACAAUCGAUUACUGUCAUGUGGUGGAUCAAGUGGUGGUGAAGGUGCACUAGUUGGACUUCAUGGAAGUCCAUUAGGUAUCGGUACAGAUAUCGGAGGAUCAAUUCGUUUGCCAGCAGCAUUCAAUAAUUUAUGGAGUUUGAAGCCUAGCCAUGAAAGACUACCAAUGGGAAAUAUAAAGAAAACUUUAGACGGACAAGAAUCAAUCCCUUCUGUUUGUGGUCCGAUAGCACAUUGUGCUGGUGAUUUAGUUUAUUUUAUGCAAGCUAUUUUAGAACAGAAACCUUGGAAAUAUGAUCCGAAAUUGAUUGAUAUACCUUGGAGAGAGACACGAUAUUUGGAAGGCAAAACUGGAAUGAAAGUUUUUGGAGUCGUAAUUGCAGAUGGCAGUUUUAUGAAAUUCUGA